CGCCCUCUUUAGACGCGGGCCUGCUAUUAUUAGGCGGUGAUUUUGAAAUCAAACAUUUUCAAGUGGCACUCCUUUCGAAGAAAUCAGUGAAAUUUAAAACUACGUGGUAAUCAGGAGAUUUAGGUGAUGUAUAUAUGCACCUGCCGUUAUGAGGAAAACAAGUUGAGAUUUUAGGGUAGAAGAUCCUCUGCUGUUGACGAAAAACAAAGAAUCGACUUGGAGCCGGAAGUGCAGCUAGGCUUAAAAAAAGAUGCCCUGGCAAACUGGAGAGAUGCCCCUGAGAGAAAUACAGCGUGAAAGCAAUGGGGUGAGACCGGACAGUGAGGCAGACCAAGCCAAGGUGGCAGCAUUGAUGAAGAAGGCAAAGAGUGCUGUAGAAGAGGGCCACCCAAGAGCUGCAUUGGACAUCUUACAGAAGGCAGCUAAGAUUCAGAAGACGGAGAAGAUCCUAAAGAGAAUCGCUAAAUUGGAGGCGUAUCUUGCUGAGAACGGGUCUGAGGAUGAAGAUGAGGACGAUGACAACAUGGUCCAUGUGGGCAAAGGAUUCUAUGUCUUCAAGGACCUGUACAACAGAUUGUAUGAGUAUCAGAAGGAGUCGCUUCUCUGGUUUUGGCGUCUCCAUCGCAAGAUGAAAGGAGGUAUCUUGGGGGAUGACAUGGGGCUUGGUAAGACGGUCCAAGUAGUAGCCUUUCUCAGCGGUCUCUUUGACAUGGAGCAGGUGGAGAAUGUUCUCAUUGUUGUUCCUGUAGCUCUCGUCAUCAACUGGGAGAGGGAGUUCAAGAAUUGGGCUCCAGGUAUUGGGGUGCACACGUUCCAUGGUGCCAGCAAGAAAGAAAGGGAGCGUCUGCUAGAGAGGGUGCAGAGAAGAGGGGGUGUCUUGAUGGUCAGCUACGGACUGGUCAUGACAUGCUGGGAGCAGAUCAAUCAUUACAGGGGCAAUGAUUUUGUAUGGGAUUAUGUAAUGCUUGAUGAAGGUCAUAAGAUCAAGAAUCCUACCAAGACUACCAAAGCAGCGAAUGCCAUCGCAGCCAAGCAUAGGUUUAUCUUAACCGGUACACCUAUACAAAACAACCUAAAGGAACUUUGGUCUCUCUUCAACUUUGUGACACAUGGAACUUUGCUUGGGACACUGCAAACUUUCAAAUCAGAGUAUGAUAAUCCAAUCACAAGGGCCAGGGAACAAGAUGCCACUGCAAGCGAGAAGCUCCUUGGCAAUGAGAUGGCAGAGAGUCUCCGCCUCCUCAUAGCACCGUACUUCUUGAGACGAACCAAGGCCGAUGUCUUAAAGAACAAGAAGGAGGACAGUGAACAGGGUGAUGGAGGUAGCGAGGCCAGUGGAUCUACCAGAGGGUCCCUGUCGCCAGAAACUGUAAUCCCCUCUCUGACCCGGAAGAAUGACCUGAUCGUGUGGCUAUCACUGACCGAAACCCAGAUCCAAAUCUACAAGGAUUUCAUCAGUCUCGAUAGGGUCAAAGAGUUGCUGAUGACCAAACGAUCACCUUUGGCCGAGCUAACUGUCCUCAAAAAGAUCUGUGACCAUCCGCGGCUGCUGUCCAAUCGGGCUUGCAGACAGCUAGGAUUGCAGAUGUCUCAAGAAGGGUAUGAUGAGAACGAUGAUCCUUCUGAGAUGGAAUGUGCAGCCAACAGCGUCCACACCAUCAGCGAGGAAACCCUCUUCCUGGAGUCCGGCAAACUCCAGUUUCUCGUCAAGCUACUAACCAAUCUCAGGGAGGAGAAGCACAGAUGCCUGGUGUUCAGCCAGUCACGCAAGAUGCUGGAUAUCAUCGAGAAGAUCCUCAGAGCAAGGGGAUUCAAACUGAUGAGGCUUGAUGGUACCAUCAAAAAGAUGAGUGAUAGAGAGGAUAGAAUCAGCCGUUUCCAAAGAGAUUAUUCCUACAGUGUGUUCCUCCUCACGACCCAAGUGGGAGGGGUCGGUCUGACACUGACCGGCGCAAACAGGGUGGUCAUCAUUGAUCCCAGCUGGAACCCAGCGACAGACAGCCAGGCUGUGGAUCGGGCAUACCGCAUCGGUCAGACACGGUCAGUGGUCAUCUAUCGUCUCAUCACCUGCGGCACGGUGGAGGAGAAAAUCUACCGAAGACAGGUCUUCAAGGAAUCCUUGACCAAACAGGCCACGGGCGGCUCCAAGAAUCCUUACAGAUACUUUACAGGACAGCAGCUGAAGGAACUGUUUGUUCUGGAUGACCCCAAGGUAUCACAGACGCAGAUGCAGCUGGAAGCAAUGCACUCAUCUCACAGGAAGACCGAUACACUACUGGAUGCUCAUAUUGCUUUCCUGUACUCUACAGCUAUCUUUGGGAUCAGUGACCAUGAUCUGAUGUUCUCCCAGGAGGCUCAUACGGAACCAAGUCAGGAGUAUGAAGAAGAAGGAAACCAGUAUAUCCAACAAAGGGUACAAAGGGCACAGGAGCUUGUGGCUCAAGAAUCUGACCUGACCCGGAAGUUGAACGAUCACAUCGGGCGUGGCACGGAGGGUCCAGGCGGGGCCAAGAAGCGCUACUCUAUGAACGUCAACCGAGAGCGGCUUCAAAAUGAAUGGGCGGAGAAAACGGGAGAAGGAGUCAUCAACCCGCCUCUUCAACACGUUCCAAAGCAUUACAGACCCGAGGAUAGACCACCUCCAAGAGGAGCAAACAUUGCUGUUCAAGAUUUAGACCGCACCAUGGAAGAGCUCACCCUAGACGGGUCUGGAGCUAGCCUUAGUGAGGAAGCGGAGGAUUUAGCACAUCGUUCUCCCGGUUACCAAAGUGAUGCAUCGGAAGCAAGCGAAGAGGAGGUUGUGAUCAUCGAUGAGUCUCCACCGGGAAGCGGUGAUGAGGAGAGUGGAGGUGGAAGCCGCCCCGGCAGUGUCUUUGUGGUGGAUGAUGACUCCAGACCUGGGAGUCGUUUAGAUGACAGCUCCAGACCAGGGAGCAGGGUAGAGGACAAGGCGUUCAUAGGAGAGUCCUAUCUACCGGAGGACAGCAGCCGUGGUGGCAGCAGGGAUGCUACUUACGAUGGUUCCAAUUCUAAACGUGAUCUAGAUGAAGAGAUGGAAGAUUACAUUGAUGAUCACAGCAGUGCUGGAGACUUUCAAAGUGACCCUGAAGGAUCAAGGGGUGAGGAGGGCUUGGAGAAGAGUGCCGAUGAGAGCCUUGAAUUGGUUGUUGGUAUGACUCCACCAAAUCGCCCCAAUGAAAGCUUCCAGGACCAUCGCGAGGAGUCGAGUAGAGGUAUGACUUCCUUUGAUACAGGUGCAACUCAUGGUGACAUGCCAGAUGGUAGUGGGUCAUUGAGAAGCAGAGGUAAGGAAUCCAAGAGUAUGAUGCCCUCCGAUACCGACAGCUAUGGGAUGAUGGAGGAGAGUAGCAGACAGCCAUCAGAUCUACCCUACUUCAAUGCCACUAGGAAACUUUCCUUAGAAGAGUCCUUUAGUCGUCAGUCGAGCCAAGACGAGGAAGCAAAUACAAUCGAGUGGGAGAAUGGCCAAUGUUCUUCCCAGGGUAUGAGCUACGGAAGUCCGAUGGGUGAAAGGAGGAGAGACCAGGAUGUGAGUAUGAUUGCAGCAGAUGAUGUUGAACUAGACAGUGAGGAUGAUGAAGAAGGUGGUAGUUAUGGGGAGGUGGUAGAGGUGUCCAUCUCAAGUUUCUGUUGUCAGGCUGGUGGUGAUAUCAGUCAAGACAUGGAUGUCAGCAUCGGUGCUGGAACCACCCACUCAAACAAAGAUCAUCAGUCUGGAUUGCGAACAGGACUUGUGCCAAUGGUUGAAGAUGAAAGAGAUAGUGUCCUUGAUGAGGACAGUGAGAGCUCCGAGAGAAGUCCUCAUUCAAAUCUCCAAGAGGGUGAAGUUGAUGAUGAAGAGAGCUAUGAAGAUGUAUCCAUGGCCAGCUUCUCCGUACAGACAGAUGACGUGGAUGACCAAACCAAUGUGCAAUCAACAAACCCUGAGGAUCAACCCAAUUCUCCUCUCAGUCAAAAUUCUUCACUGGAAGACCAGCAGUCCCCCCAAGAAGAACGAUCCAGCACCAAAGGAGGACCUCCUGGAGGCAUCGAUCUUGAUGCAACAUCUAGGUUUCUUGGACUCACAUCAGAAGAAAGCCCGUUCCUCGAUACCUCAUCCCCUGUAACUAAGACCCGCCAUGUGAGGAGGAUAGUGUCGGAUGAUGAGGAGAACGAUGAUGAAGACGAAUCAGUGUUUGAGAGGGAUGUUGGCUCCGGAAGCAGGGGCGGAUUCCUUGAUGAUGAAGCGCAGCAUAGGAGGAGUGAUGAAGAGAAGAGAAGAAGAGAUAGACAACUCAGCACCAAGAGAAAGAAACCAUCCAGUGUGCUAGUAGAUGAUAGUGAUGAGGAGGAGGAGGAGGAUAUAAGGAAAUCAAGUAGAACCACAAAGUCUUCCUUGGAUACUGACCAGAGUGGUGCUCUGCAAGACAGUAUGAAUGACUUCAUUGUGGGGGAUUCUGAUGAAGAACAGUCUUUAGAUGAACCGUCAUUGGACAAAGAUGGAGUCAUUGACGAGAGCCUGCUGGAUGAAUCAGAGGAAUUUCCAUCUGAAGAAAAAGAAGAAGAUGAAGGAAAAGAAGAAGAUGAAGGAGAAGAAGAAGAGGAGGAGGAGGUUGGAAGAAAACGGAGAAAGAAACAUGUGAUUGUUAGUGAUGAUGAAAGUGAUAACGAUGAUGAAGGUGACGAUGAUGAUGAUGUGUGCAUAAGCAAACCAGAUGAUCAACACCUUAAAUCAGGGAAGUAUAGUGACUUCAUUGAGAUGGAGGCAGCGGCGGACAGGAGGAGUGCAUCUCAUGAAACCGGUAGAGUUUCAGAUGAAGAACAAGAAACCAACGACAGUGAGGAACACUUAGAACUAGAGGAAGACGAGAUGGUGGAAGAGGAUGAAGAAGAUGAAGUUGAUUACAGUGAUGAACGCAUUGCAGAGGAGGAGGAGGAAGAAGAAGAAGAAGAAGAAGAGGAGGAGAGCGAUGAAAACAGGAGUGAAGAUGAAGCAGAUGUGGAGAUGCGGGUGAAGUACAAAGCUCUCGUAAAGAAGGGAAUGUCUAAAAUAUCUGAAGGAGAUAACAAGGGGGCCCUUCGUGCCUUCCUCCAGGCCCUUUACAUUGACGGGAGCAGCGAACAGCUCCAGCUCAUUGCCCUCAAACUCAAGAAGAAGCUUGAGAGUCAGUGAAACAGACAGACAGCCAUCAAUCAAUGGCCACCUGAUACAGUACUAGGAGAUCUGACCUUGUGUGUGAUGACCAGGGGGGUGUUUCACAAAGACUAAGGUCGACUUUAAGUUUGACUUAACUAUGGCAGGCCAUUCAUGCCACUGGUUGCUCUUACCAUUGGUCUCUCAAUUACGAUCUUUGGAUAAUAUUUUUUCCUUUAUUAAUGAAUUAUCAAAAAAUGUAAAUUCGGUAGACUUGUGACUAUGAUUUGUACGUCUCUUGAGAGACCAAUGCCAGUAAAUGGUGAGAGCAAACAGUUGCAUGAACAGCCUACCAUAGUUAAGUCCAACUUAAAGUCUAUUUUUGUUUUUGUGAAACACUCCCCAGGACAAUCCUUAAUCCUUUUCUUAUUAUAAGUGUUGUCAAUCUUCUCAACAGAAACUUGUUCACCUUUGGUCUAAACUAAAAGAUGUAUGGUCUUAUGGGAUCCCAUAGAGGCUCUUAUGAACCAAAACAAGUACGAGGUUGAAAGUGCGCAUUGCCAUAUUUGUUACCUUUGCUGGUAUCCUUGUCACCUAUAGAUGCAACUUUAAUAGCCUUCUUUAUUUUGUGAAUUACAUAUUUUUUUGUUUUAAUAAAAAGAAAGUUACACACUACCAAGAACUAAAUUUAAAUGUUUGUGUUUUGCGAAAGUUUCAUGUCACAGAAGUGUCUGGUUUAACAGUAUUAAAGUCUACAUUAACCCAUUCAGUGUCACCAAAUGUACACUUACAUUAUAUAAAAAUUACUUUUCAUAAGACAACUAUUCUUUGUAGUGCCUGUUUUCAUUGUUCCUCUUGAAACAAUAUUUGUUUUGUGAUAUCUAUCUCCACAAUACGUAAACACGUCAUGUUGAAUUUCAAGAAGAAAGAUCAUUAUUUUCUCUUAGUCCGAAAACUGUUUUUUAUGUAACAUCAAGAGCAGUAAAAUGAUGAACAUUUUACAGAAUGUUUCAACUCUCUCUCACUCUCUAUCUACCCAGGUGAGUGGGUACUUGAAAUCAUGGGAAUUAUUUUUGUGACAUAAGCACAUUGGAGCUUGGGAAGAGAAUUUGAUCUGAAAAUGUGUUGUCAAUAUUUUCAGGAAGUUAAAGAUUUUGGUCUAGGGCGUUUAUUUGAUAAAAGUUGUAUUCUUGUUGGUGCUUGUAUGUCUAAGACAUAAUUAUGUAUUGUUUUUCUUUACUUAAAGUGAUAGCAUUGUCAGACUGUAGAUAGCAGUACUCAAGAAGAGGCUUGCAAGGGCAGCAUGGUAUUGUAACCAGACUGGUUGGUGUCCAACACUCGCAUAUUACCUAGGAGCAAGCAUGUAUUUAUACACAGAUUGCAUGAUGUAAACAAUGCAUCAUCGCCAAGUAAAUUUUGUUUAAUAUGCCCUCUGGCAGCCUGUAAAAACCUUCCCUUUAACUUUGAAACUUUUAAGAAGGCAGUUUAUCUAUUGGUCUGACAAAUCAUAUCUUAAGUUCUUAACAUUAUCAGAAGGAUAUCAUCAUGUGGAUCCCCUAACCUUCUCAUGAAACAUUUCAGAAUCUUUUUGAUACUAAUUCAGAUGAAUGGGUAUGUAAUGAACAUGUAUUGGAUAAAGUGGGUGUCUGCAUUUUCAGCUUGGAAACUGGUAUGCAUUGAAUAUAUUUAUCUACCCUGUAAAUUGAUAAACAAUGUGGGUUACUCAUGGAGGUAUGAAUUGAAUCACUAAACAUGACAAAUAUUGGUCAUGCUGUUUUGGGGGUUCCCCUCUGCUGAGAGCCCAAAGUCCAUUAACUCUGUGUGAGAAGAUACUAGUUAAUGCCCUUCUGGCUCUCAGUAAUUGAAAUGUACGUGUUAAUGUGUAUCUAUUCAGACAAACCAUAGAACUAUUUAGGUGAAGAAAAAAUGUGAAUUGUGAAAUGCGCAAAUGUGAAUUGGCAGUAGAACAAACAUGCAAAAUAGCAAUAGAACAAAGAUAUUUGAUAGACCAGUUUUUCUAACAUAUUCAAAUUUAUGGAUGUUCUUUCUUGGGGCCUAGUGAGGAGUUAGCCCAUUAACCUGUUAUUCAUGAAUAAACUAAAAUCCUUGGAAUCCAGUCUGCAAACAUUGCUUUUCGCUAUGUCAGGCUGCCUCGGACAAGCUUUAUGGUUGUCAAGAACAAUCUUUGUUUAAAAAAUAUGCCUAAAAUUUGAGUAUGUUAGAAGACAGGUCUAUUACAACCGAACCAAUUGCAUUUUACACCAGAAAUUUCCUUGCAUAAUGAUGUGUAGAAUGUAGGAAGUGCACAUAUUUAUGAUAAUAGGUCAGUUCAAAGUGAACAUUUC
Molecule: messenger RNA, 7479 nt
Organism: Strongylocentrotus purpuratus (purple sea urchin)
Lineage: Eukaryota; Metazoa; Echinodermata; Echinoidea; Camarodonta; Strongylocentrotidae
Product: DNA excision repair protein ERCC-6-like
Exons: 21
Coding region: 251-5173 (1640 amino acids)
Molecular function (GO): ATP binding; DNA translocase activity; ATP-dependent chromatin remodeler activity
Source: RefSeq, a predicted model, not a curated record